Messenger RNA from Nothoprocta perdicaria, 570 nucleotides. Its product is annotated as homeobox protein Hox-D1-like. Gene Ontology annotation, molecular function: DNA-binding transcription factor activity, RNA polymerase II-specific; RNA polymerase II cis-regulatory region sequence-specific DNA binding. NCBI's taxonomy places the organism in Eukaryota, Metazoa, Chordata, Aves, Tinamiformes, Tinamidae. Gene Ontology annotation, cellular component: nucleus. Bases 1 to 570 code for a protein of 189 amino acids. The record is from RefSeq and is a predicted model, not a curated record. The transcript is spliced from 2 exons. Gene Ontology annotation, biological process: regulation of transcription by RNA polymerase II.
AUGAACUCGGGMUCCUUCCCUCUCUCCUGCCCGCCCGGGCUGAGCCGCGGGGCCCCGGCCCUGCGCCCCUCCGAGUCCCCGACGGCGCCGGGCCGCGGCUGCGGGCGACCGGGGGAGGGCGGCGGGGGCCGCCCGCAGUUCGCCCCGUCCAUCCCCGCCGGCCGCGACCCGGAGCGCGGCCACCCGCUGCCGUGGGGGUCCCCGCAGCCCGGCCCCGUCUCGCCGGCCCCCGGGGCGGCCCCGGCGGCGCCGCCGCGGCCCUUCGAGUGGAUGCGAGUGAAGCGGAGCCCGCCCGUGAGAAGCGGCGCGGCGCCGUGCGGGGCGCAACCCCCGCGCACCAGCUUCAGCACGAAGCAGCUCACGGAGCUGGAGAAGGAGUUUCACUUCAGCCGCUACCCGUCGCGGUCCCGCCGCCUCGAGGUGGCCCGGGCGCUGCAGCUCCGCGACGCCCAGGUCAAGGUCUGGUUCCAGAACCGCCGCAUGAAGCAGAAGCAGCGCGAGCGGCUCGGGCKGCCCGCGACCCCCGCCGCCCGCCCGGGCCCCGCCGCCGCCGCCCCGGCCUCCUCCUAA